Molecule: messenger RNA, 7765 nt
Organism: Schistosoma intercalatum
Lineage: Eukaryota; Metazoa; Platyhelminthes; Trematoda; Strigeidida; Schistosomatidae
Source: the annotation of a GenBank genome assembly
GCACUAACUAGUAUAGUUGACAUUUUUAAAGAUAAAGUAUGGUAACGAAAGAAAAACAAAACAAAAGAAAAAUAUAUCUGAAGAUAUAAACUUUAAUGUUUAUUUCUAUUAAAGAAAAAUAGUCCGAAUAUUUAGAGAGUGCUGAAGAUAGUGAGAUAUUAUAUAUAUACUUAAAAUUUUAUGGGAUACAAUGUCCAAUGUUUAUAAAUUUCAAUAUCGUCAUCUAAAUUACAAUUUUUGUAAAGUUAUCUUCUUUUAUAUAUCAUGUACAUGCUUCUUAUAUGAAAAAAAGAGAUUGUAUAUCAUAUAGUAUAAAUCAAGUACUCAUUCUAUUCAUUAUGUAUAUCUGAGGAUUUACUACAUACUCUAUGUACUACAUUACAGUUUUCCUAGAGUACAAUUACAUACAAAACAAAUGACAUAAAUUAAAUCAGUUCAUAUCCUACUACUUACAAAAUUUAAUGUAUAUUCAAAUUUUAUGAUAUAACUUACUACUUAUCUAAUUGAUUAAAUGAUAUCUAGUGAUGGAAAAGAUUAUUAAUGAUAAUCAGCAAAUUCUCUGUAAAUAAAUUAGGGAUUAUUUCUUUUAAGGAUAAAGUAUGAUUUCAUCUUAAAAGAAAGAAACUUAAUAAAUCAUGGUUGACUUCGAAAUGAAAUACAACAUGUAUUUUUCAUUGUCCGUUUCAAUGAGGAUAUUCAUUUAUAUUUUAUUUCUGUUUGAUGGACUUAUAUCUCAAAGAACUUCUUCCUUACCUAAAUCUCCAUCCCUUUUUGUUGAUCAAUCUGGUCCAUGUACGCCUGAAGAAGAAGCAAAAAAAUCACAAUGUCUACGAGAAUUACCAGCUGAACGAUAUGAAGUACUUGAAGGUGAAACAGUUUUAAUGCGGUGUCGUGUAGCUAAUCAAAGGGGGAAAGCACAGUGGCGUGCUAGAAACUUUUUAUUAGGUUACAAAAGAAAUAUUCCAGAUUGGCCAAGAUAUUCGUUACAAGGCGAUUCAGGUCAAGGUGUACAUGAUUUACUAAUUCAAAAUGUUAGUCGUGAAGAUGCUGGAGUGUAUGAAUGUCAAGUUUCACCUGUUGCUGGACAAAAUCCACUUCGACGUCAAACCCUAUUAGUUAUAUUAGUGAAACCAAAAAUACCAAAUAUUGUGACUUUACCGGGUGUACCACAACCAUCGGCCAAUGGACAAUUGAUUGUAGCUUUUGAUUCCAAUAAAACAAAUCCCAUGAAUAACAAUCCAUUAAAAUUAAUUUGUCAAGCGAAAGGCGGUUAUCCUACACCGAAGUUUGAAUGGUUUCAUAAUGGAAAUCUUAUUUCAGCAUCAGGAGAUUUAGAUGAAUUACAGAAUGUCAAUGAAGAAAUACAUUCACAAAAAAUAACUAAAGAUCAGUUUGAAUUGGAAAUUGAUAAAACAAAACUUUCAACUCGAGAUCGUAUUGUGUGCCUAGUCAGUAACAAAGCAACAAUGCGUUCAAAUCACCUAUUUGAACAAAAGCUUAGAGCUGAAGUGAUGAUUGUUAUCCACUCUUUACCAGGUGAUCCAGAAAUUAUUGACUGGGAUAAAUUCACAAAUGAAUCUACAAGCUUACUUGUUGGUUCAACAGUUGAAGUUACAUGUAGAGUGACUCCACCUGGAAAUCCUCCUGGUCAAGUUGUAUGGCGCUUCGAAAAUCCUUAUUCUAAUAUGAACCUAGAUCAGUUAAACGUUUUUAGAAAUGAUUUACAAAUACCAUCAAUAAAGAAUGUUAUUUCUAUUACGAAUGAAAAUGUAAUCAACCAAAUUACAGAUGAAAAAAUUUUGAGCCGACUAAAAAUUACAAAUCUUAAUUCAACAAUGCAUGGUUUAGAUUUAGUGUGUGCUGUUCGACAUCAAGUUGGCCCAGAGAAAACGACAAGGAAACGAAUCUGGAUUCGACAUGGUCCGCAGCAUGUCAAUAUACAUGGUCCUUAUGAAAGAAUAACUGAAGUGAAACAAAAAGUAAAUGUUUAUGAUAAAUUAGAGAGAGCAGAUAAUAAAAGCACAGUGACUACUGUAAAUAAACAAAAGUUGUAUGUUUAUUUAGACAGACCACAAUAUUUAUCAUGUGUUACUGAUGAGUAUUAUGGACAGGUUGAGAUUAAAUGGCGGGGUAAAUUACAUAACAGUGAAAAUUGGGAAGUUAUUACUCCAGUCGAAUCAUUUCCACGUAAUGAACCUGAUGCAUUAAAUAAUUUUAAUAUAAUUCAGGCAUCAAUUAUACAACUGGUUACAACAAAUGAAAAACGAAAUGCUUUAAUGUGGACAGAAAUAGAAUGCAGUGCUUUACCAAGUUAUUUCAGAGAAGAAAAUAAAAAAAUUAUAUCGAACAAGGUCAAUCUGGAAAUGUAUACCAUCCCUCGCAUUCCGACAAUUACGGGAUAUAAGGAAGGCACAUUAUUGGCAGAUGGCACUAUACUAACACUUCACUGCACAGGAGAACAAGGAAAUCCUCCAGGAAAACUAGUUUGGACUCAAGUAUUAAAAGGUACCAAUGAAAGUGAAUUAAUUGAUGAGUCAAAUAUUAUUCAACAAAAUCAAUCGAACAAAUAUCCUGAUGGAAUGAUUUAUUCAAUAUUAAAUAUUAAUCUGACAAAAUCAUAUGAUGGAGCGAUUUUUAGAUGUGGAACUGUGAAUCCUGGUUACGGAUAUUCGGAUGCACAAUUCAGUUUACCAGUAGAAAUUGGUGUAUCCUAUUCAGCAACAGUUUUAAAUAUUAGUGUCAUAAGUGGAACUGGACAAAUGAUAGCACGAUCAAAAUUACGUGAUGAACUUCAAACUAUUUUAAGUUAUUAUAAAUCAAAAUACAAUGUUGGACAUAUUCCAAUAGUCCAAGCAAAAGCUGGUCAUGCACUUAAACUAAUGUGUCAAGUUGAAAUGUCGAAUCCGAAACCUGAACUAGAAUGGCAACUUCAUCAUUGUUCACCUGUUCAAUUUGCAUCAAUUAUGAGAGGAAUCAACGAUACAAUCAACGACAUGAAAUCACAAAAUGAUCCAUAUGAUGCAUUUUUUAAAAGCUGUCAGACUAUUCACUUAACAGGUAGUAAAAUGGAAGAAACGAUAAUUGAGUCAGGCAAACUUCACAUCUUAAAUAGCCAUUUGGAACUUCCUAUGAAUAUAUCACAUGAUGGAGAUUUAAUUGAAUGUUUAAUAAGAAAAUAUCCAAUUGAUUAUACUAACAGUUCUGUUCAUUUACAAUCAUUCGAUAAAUACACAUUGUCUAAACCUUAUUAUCAAAAUACACAUUCACAAGCCCUUACACUUUUAAAUUCACAUAUUUUACUUUCUAUUCAAUUUCCACCGAUAUUUUUAACUUUAGCAAAACAAUUGAAUUGGCCUGUAGAGUUGAAUUCAUCAAAUAAUAAUGAACAAUUUUUGCCACAUUAUAUUGUGGUUGAAGGUGGAUCACUUGAUUUAGAUUUAGAGCCUAUUUCUAAUCCAUCAUUAAGUAAAACAUCAUGGUUUAGAAAUGGCAUACCACUUCCAUUAUCAAAUGAUCCAAUUAAAACAUUGAAUUCAUUCAAAAAUGAAGAAGUUAAUAAAAGUUCUAAAUCAUAUUCUAUUGAAGAUUUAAAUCAACGUUUAAUCGUACAACCAACCAAAUUAUUUAUUCAUCCUGUUAAACGAUCAGAUAUGGCCAAUUACACACUGAUUGUAACUAAUGCUCUAGGGAGUAAAGAAUUUACAUUCUUUUUAAAUGUAACUUAUGGGCCGCAAUUAAUUGGUUCCCCUUCAGUAAAUGUGACAGUUUCUGGUAAAAAGGCUGAAUUAUUUUGUCAAUCGGAAGCUAAUCCCACACCCACGACAAAUGCUGUCCGCUGGAGGCGUUUAACAAACACACUGAUUGGUUAUGAUUCCGCAGAAAAUAUCUACAGAAAUUCAAUCUCCCGAGCAUCUUUUUCUACAAAGAGUCAUACUUCUCAGGCUGAUUCAGCUGCUGGGAUUCAUUGUGAUAAAGGUGAAUGGAAUGUUGGAUUUAAAUAUUAUGCAAAGUGUUGGUCAUCAGCUCCUGGUGUAAUGACUAGUACACUUACAAUAUACGAUUUAAGUCCAAAUGAUGUUGGGCGAUAUCAGUGUAACAUGGAUAAUGGAAUCGGAUCACCAGCUGUUCGUACGAUUGAUCUUACUUAUCCAUUUGCACCAAGAAUAGUACCAGUAACAAGAUGGUCAAGAGCUGCACCCAAUAUAGUUUCAAAUAAGAAUAAAACUAUCAGUGUUACUCAAUCAACUUUAAUUUCUGAUCAACUAAUCUCUAUUGUAAAAGGAGCUCAUGCCAGAUUAACAUGUGUAAUUGCUGCAGAACCUAAUCCAGAAGUAAGUUGGUUAAGAGAACCAGCUAAUUUAACAUUAAUUGAAGGAGGUCAAUUUCAUUCAGUAGUUAAAUCUAUUCGUCCAGGAUUAUAUCAUGCAAUAUUAUAUUUGAUACAACCACAAGAAGUUGAUUUGGGUCGGUACUUUUGUAAAGUAAAAAAUUUAGUUGGCGAAGAUAUUGGUCGUGUGGAUUUAAUACGUCCGACUCAACCUGAUCUUCCAAGUUCACCGCGUCUAUUGAAUGCAACUAGUACAAGUUUAACAGUUUCUUGGACACAAGGAUUUAAUGGUGGUCCAGAACAAAAUUUCUUGUUACAUUGGCAUCCAAAUGAAGACCCAGAUCACCAUGAUAAAGUCAAUAUUAAAGAAGAUCUAGACAAUGAAGUAUUAACCUACACUAUUACUGGUCUUCAAAAAGCUACAACAUAUCGUGUGUCAGUUAGUGCUUAUAAUACAUUAACUACUACAACAUCGUUUACACCCUAUCUUUUGGCUUCUACAACUGCAUUUGAUUCACUGUCAGGAGAGGAAGCAAUGAGGGAUGAAGCCAAAGCCAAAUCAUUAAAAGAUAUUCAAAGAGGACAUUGGGAUUCAAGAUGGCGGUUAGAUUCUAAGAACUCUGGAAACUCCAUAAAUCCGGAUCCUCAAAGACGAUCAGUUCGAUCUGGUCAUGAAUUAAAUUCUCUCGAUGAUAAUGCUUUUGUGAUUAUAAUUGCAGUUUCUGUAUUCGGAUCAUUUAUUUUAAUAGCAAAUUUAUUGGUAAUAUUAAUAUUUACACGAUACAAGCGCCAAAAAAUGAAACAGGAUGAACGUAAACCAUCUGCUGCGGGGGACCUUAUGCAAAUAUACCCAGUAGAAAAUGGUUUCUCAGAAAUACACACAAAUACACAGACCAGUUUUCCAAUGUAUCCAGACGAUAUGCGUUUAAAUGCCAGUUACAUGUUGCAGUCAGUACCACAUGACCAGUAAAACAAACAAAAAUAUUUUGAGCAAGUCAAAUAUAGUGUAGAAACCACUCAGUUUCUCUGGUUAGCGUCUUUUUAGUGAGUUGAUUUUCUACGGAAUGGGGUCACUAACCCCAUGCCCAACCCUUCUCCUUUAUCCAGGCUUGGGACCGACAGUAGCCGCAGAGGUGCUCCAGGCGGAGGUUUUAGUUUUGAUCUUUGCUUAACAUUAUCUGAAAUCAUCGACUAGAUUAUCAUACAAAUCUUAAUGGUGAAAAGGAAAUCACUUGUUAUUAAAUUUAUAGACUUAAAGCUUUAUCGACAGAAAUUGUUCCAUAUUUACAAAGAAAAGAUUUUCAAAGCCAAAUACUUUAAUGUAGAAUAAAUAACUGCUUUAUUUUAAAACAGAAAUAUUUCAAUUCGAAGGUAAUUUUUAAGAAUAAACUUUUCCUUGAUAUUGUCCUUGGGAAUAUUUUAAGUCAUGUUAAAAUCACUGAUAACAGUACUUUGUGUAACCAAGUACUCUAACCGAGUAUCUGAUGAGGUAAAAAUAAAAGUAAGUUAGUGUCAAUUUUUUCUCCAUCGACAUUCGUAAUUUUUAGUCAAUGUUAUCAUUAUCCACCUUUAGUUUUCACCCUUUCAAAAUGGAUGGGAACAAAUACCUUUGAAUAUAUGUCCAGAUCAAACUUCAUCUAUUAUAAGAGGAAAUCAAAUAUUUUCAAGCUCACCUCACUCAAGCAUAAAUGCAAUGAAUAUGCAGAACUUCAACUCUCCAAAUCAUAUAGAAUUUAAUAAUCGACCUUCUAGUGAUAUAUCUAUUCAACCAUCGUCUGUUUUAAUAAAUAAUGCUGAUCAAACUACAGUGGCUUAUUUAAACCCAGAUAAUGGAACGGUAGAAGCGAUUCAAAAUAUUCAAGAUUAUCAUGACUGUUCAGAAUUUAUGCCCCCAGUAUUUCCCAAUAGUUGUUCGUCUCACAAUUACGAUACAGAACAAAAUUUGAGAAAUAUAGAGCGCCCUACACCCACUCACAGACGGCUUGUCACUAUCGGUAGAACUUUGACUGAAAAAAGUAACAGAACUAGGUCACCACAUUCUGGAGCUGCUUCAAGUGUUUCCACUAUCAGGUCGAAUGGAUAUGGAAAUACUAAUAGUUUAGAAAGGAGUCUUUCAACUUUUCAACGAUCUCAUCACUCGAACUUGCUGGGUGACUACAGACAUCUUGGUGUUGGCUUGACGUUACCUAACGGGGGCCUCGGACUAAAUAUAAUGAGUCAGAGUCCCCAUCAAAACGGACAGUUGUUUAUAUCAAACGCGAGGACUUCAGGAAGCUGGAUUCAAAAUGGAAUGACUACAAGUUUUCAUGGAGGUAAUGCUCCGUCAUGGAAGCAUUGUGUCAAUCCUCAUGCAAGCGAUGAAUACACAUCAUCAGAACAACAAGUAGCAAGAAAUUCAUACAAUUCCUUUGGACAACAAUCUGUAUCACAUCUCACGAACAGUUUUCAAUUGCCUGAUGUUCAUGUUUUCAGCAACCGGCAGCAUACACAAACGAACAAGGGUUCCGAGGUUUCAUCAUUACGUUAUUAUCAGGAAUCACCAGCGAGGUAUAUGGCACAAUUGGAAAAUAAUUGGCCACAAUCAAAUCAAAAUAACAAUGACUGCAGAAAUAUGAGCAUAGAGUUUCCGUCAAAUGGAUCGACUAUACCACCGCCAAAUGAUUUUCAAACUACUGGUUCCCAUAUCCCUUACAUACAAGUUAAUAGUUCCACUCCUACCGUCAAUAGACCAUAUUAUCAUAUAACAGAUGAAAAUAAGAAUAUUAUUAACCAAGAAGGUCCUGGUGCAGAUCAUUCACACGCAACUGACCAACGUUUAGGUAUACCCAGAAACGUUUCAGAUAAUAUGAUAACACAUCAAAAUAUGAGCAACUACUCUUCAUAUGGUUGUAUUUUAUAACAAUCCGUAUCCUGUUAUGUUACUUCACUACAAAAUUGUACAGUAAGAUAUUUCUGUGUAUGAACUAAAUUUAUACCUGCUAUAACAUUUAACAGACACUUUAAAGAAGCUGUAAGUCUAUCCAAAUUUAAUCGCUCAUAGAAACUGUACAAAGAAACUGUGAAAAAUCUUUGGUCAAUAGUGACAUUAAACAGAAUCUCAUGUUAUGCACGUGCUUUGAUUUUAUAUUUUUGAAAAUGUAUCAUUUUCCUGAUUGUUCACUGUAAAUUAUGCUAUCUACCAGUACUUUAUGAAAAAACAAAAACAAAUCUUGAAUCACCUUUGUAUUCUGACAUGUUUUAUUGUUAAAUUUGACUUCUUAAACUACGAAAACGUAACUGAUAAGAGAUUUACAAAAUUUCGUGUUAUUUUUUCUUAUCUCUUUGAUUUCAACUUCUUGAUUAACUAUUUUAAGUUCACACAUUUCAAAAUAUUACAUUAACAGAUAGCUUGUCACCACAUAUAUAAAUAUAAAUAAUCCCGGAAUCUUCACUAGUUUA